Molecule: messenger RNA, 4374 nt
Organism: Iphiclides podalirius (scarce swallowtail)
Lineage: Eukaryota; Metazoa; Arthropoda; Insecta; Lepidoptera; Papilionidae
Source: the annotation of a GenBank genome assembly
AUGCCUCUAUUGAAAAGAAAAGCCUUUGAGAAAUCGACGGCGUCUGAGUACCUUCGCGAUGACGAUGAAGUUUUCCAUUGCGAGAUCACCGACGAGAUAUUCAAGGAUUAUGAGGAAUACUGUGAAAGGAUCAUACUGGUUAAUUCCAUGGUGUGGACCUGUGAGAUGACGGGAAAGAACAACUUGACAUAUGCAGAGGCAUUGGAAAGUGAAAAAGCUGCAAGGAAGUCUCUAAAAGAUUUUCCUAUGGAACUCCGUAUACCAAUUCUGUACUUAGCUGCAAAAACCAAACGGUCUUCAUUUGCAGAAAUGUCAGAAGAUGUUUUUAAUUAUGUGAGAGAGAGAUAUUUUGUUGGGGAGUCAGUUGAAGCCUGCCUUGAAGGAGAUUUGUGGAGGGAGGCUCACAUCCUUUCCGUGACAGCACAAAAACAACACCCAGACAGUACUACGACACCUCCAGCAUCAUCAUAUUGUUAUGAAGUGGAACAGUUUGAAGAAUCGGAGCAAACCGCUGCUGGCCAGAUAGGUACUGCUCCUUAUGACCGAGUACGUCGACGUAAAGGCAUAUAUUCACGAGAUAAAAAUCGCCUGUUCCUAAAACAAUUUGUUGAACAAGGACCAGGGGGUGUUAUAACAAUCAAGAAAUCAGCUCUGGAUAAAUACAACAUAAACAAAGUUAAUUUUGACCAGAUAUUUGCUGGUAACCCACCAGAAUUUGCAUCAUCCAAGAAACUUUUAAAGACGAGUAUGUCACCUUCCGCUUCAAAAAGCUUACUUAAGCCAGGUUCCGCUAGUAAACUCAAUAAAUCCUUCAAAAAGGGAAGUCCCGACAAGAAAGGCAGGCAGGAAUCUAUGGACAAAUUUGUGAAAAAGACUGAUAAAGCUGAAGCAUCCUCAAAACCCAAACCACCGAUGAAUCCUGAUGCGAAGAAAAGUGCACAGGAGUUGGCCGAGAAGAUGCGACAAGCUGAGGAACAAUUGAGGCAGCGCAGAGAAGAAGAAAAGGCGAAAAAGAAAGAGAAAAAUGCGCGCCUGCUAGCACAUCUCAAAGAGUGGCAGAAGAUUAAGGAUGAUCAAGAGUUGGAGGAUCACAAGGUAAUCCCCAAAGCGACACCAGUCGAAGUUCAAGGAAUACCGCACAAGCAUUUCGGCGAUUUCCUAUCGGUCCUUGAAUUUGUUCAUAUGUACAGUGACAUAUUGAAACUGAAGGAUGUGUUCCACAAUGAAUUUGAUCUGGAAUUGUUCAGAAAGGCAUUGACAUUGAAGGAACACGCUGGGGCUUUCAGUGAUUUGAUACAAAUGUUUCUGACGACAAUAUUCACUCUUCAAGAAGAUGAGGCUGAGGAGUAUAAUGAAGGUGGUGGCAUACAAGAGUCCACAGAGGAUACUGACUUAGAGAGUGAUAUUGGAAUAUCUAAAGCAAUAGAGCUAGCCACUAAAGCCAGUAAAUGGUCUCAAACAUACCUUGGUACUCCCCUCAGCAAGCUGCCACUUGACCCAACAACCGUCAGUGAAGUUUUGAGGCUUCAUAUGCUGUCGUCGGGAGGCGUGGGCGGGGGGCGGGGCGCGGCGUGGCGCUCCGUCCAGCGUGGGGGCUACAGCGGAGCCGAUGAUGCCGCGCUGCGUCUGCGUCUCACCAGACCACGCCCGGUCUGUCGCCUGGCCAACGCCCAUGUGGCUGAUCUACCACUUGAGGAAAAGUUCUUGAUACUUCAGUGUCUAAUGAAUCAAAUACUGAGCUACGCGAGCGUCCGCGACAUCACUGAAGAGAGACUCGAAGAAUACAAAAUGGUCAAGCAGUCAUUACGCAUGCUCCAGAUCAAUGAACGGAAACGUGAAGUCCAAUUGGUAGCUACGCGUCAAGAACUAAAGAAGGAAGCAAUGACUAAGAAAGAGGAGCAGAAGUUAACAGGAGAUAAGGCAAAAGCAGUUGAUGAGGAAUUAAAACUUGCAAUAGAGAAGCUAAGCAAGGAAAGCGAAGCUAAGCAUCACGAAUACGAAAAGAAACUUAAAGAGCUACAGCUAUCUAUGUUUAACUACACAUCAUAUCUUGGCAUGGACCGCGCCUACCGUCGCUACUGGGUGAUGAAGCGCGUGGGCGGGCUGUUCGUGGAGGCGGUUGGGGAGGAGGACGAGCGCGGCCCCUGCCGACUCAAGCCGCCCCUCGCGCACCCCUCGCGUGACGAGAGAGCUGGAAGUGACAAAGAAAACGAGUCUGCUGCCAAUUCGCGCGGUGGUUCACCGAAGAAGCCAUUAACUAAUAUAAACGGGAUCACGCACAAGAUGAAUGGUAACGAGCCGGGCUCGCCACCGAACCCUGUCGUCCUGCAACGCGCUAGAGAGCUGAUGCUGUGCACUUCUGACAUCAACACUUGCUACGUGCAUGGCAAGGUGGAUCGACCCCAUUGGUCUGUAUACCACACUGAAGAACAAAUUCAAAACCUCAUCCAGUCCCUGAAUAAGCGCGGUCUACGCGAGAACGAGCUCCGACAUUCUAUAGAGCUGGAUGGCACGAAUUUGAUAAAUCACGUUAAAAAGUGCCCGUUACAUCUGUUAAAUCCUACAGCAGCACCGCAACCCCUCGUUCCCGCGUCACACCACAUGACCCGGCAGCGUCGCAUACAGCCGUCACUCAACGUGCCCCCCGACUCCACUCUCGCCGAGGCCCUGGAGCUGUCCUUACGAGAUCACAUCCUCGAGCUGGAGGAGAAGAUCUUCCACGGUUGUCUGGGAGCCCUAAAAGUGAAGGAUCGCGAGGCGUGGCGCGGCACCAUAAUGCUGAAGGGCUAUGACAAGCAGUCUGAGCGGUUGAGAUGGGGCCCCGCGCAGCGAUACAGAGACGAUUGCCACCUCCCUAACGGAGUACUACGCCUGCCUCAUGACGUAGGUGAAGAGGAGGCCGAAGUGAUAACAGAGAAUAAGUACAGAGACCCGGGAAACUAUUUGGAGGCUCCAAAGGUGAACGGGGUGAAGUCUGAGCCCACAGAGGAGGAGGAGACGAGUGCAGACCCCACAGUAGUCCGCGGCUUAGCCUCCGCGUUGCUGCAGGUCUCGCAGGCCAUACACCACAAAUACCUGAAAAGACCGUUGGGUCUAGACGACAAGGAGCGCAAAGAGCGCGAGGCGAAGAACAAACCGCUCGACCUGGAGGCGCUGGAACGGUGGGAGGUGUCGCUGAUGGAGUGCCGCAGCUUCGCCCAGAUCGUGCUGCAUCUGCUCACGUUGGACUCCAGCAUUAUGUGGUCGGCGAGCAUCCUGAACGCCAGCUGCAGGCUGUGCAGGAGGAAGACGGACCCGGACAACAUGCUGCUCUGCGAUGGCUGCAACAAGGGACACCAUCUUUACUGCCUCAAGCCUAAACUAUCGAAAGUACCUGAUGGUGAUUGGUUCUGUGAUCAAUGUAAACCUAAGGAGAAGACACCGAGGAAGAGAAGAAAACUCUUCUCCGAUGAGGAUGUAGAAGAAGAACUUGACACUAGCGGUGGUGCAGCCGAAUGGGGCGGCCUGUGUGGUGCGUGUGGCAGCGGUGGCAGACUGGCGGCCGCUUGCCGUGGCUGUGGCGCCCGCUGCCACAGCGAGUGUUUGCCACACAGGCGCGCAGUCUGCGCCGCUUGCACGACUGGAGCCCCUGCGCGAAGAGAGCACACGGUGCGUCGGUGCGCGGCGAACGCGAUCAACAACAUCCACGAGUACGCGAGGGCGCUCGACUCGCGCCGCAACUCGUCCGAUUCCGAAGAUAGCGAAUACAACACAGCUCUCGUCAAACUGAAGACGCGCAAGUCUCGAGGGAGUAAAGACCACUCACCGAUACCGAAUGGCAGUGCCAAAAGAGGGCGCAAGCCCAAGAGUGACAUGAAUGGCACAUCAAGUAGAAAAUCUAAGUCGUCUCUCACAAAUGGCGUACAUGAGGAGCGAAGUGUACCGAAGAAACGCAGCAGCCGCUACGAAGUACAGUUGCACCGGGAGGUGCUGGAUGCCCUGCUGCGAGACGUGAUGAAGCACAAAGAUAGCUGGCCUUUCCUAGAGCCUGUCUCCGUAGAACAGGUGCCCGACUACCUUGACGUGAUAGACGAGCCGAUGGACCUCAGCACGGUGGCUGCAAAACUUGCGGACAACCAGUACGGUGCCGACGCCGAUCUGCUGAGCGAUAUCGCGCUCAUGUUCAGCAAUUGCUUGCUCUACAACAAGGAGUCUCACCCAGUCGCCAAGGCCGGGUAUCGCCUGCAGAAGUACGUCACUAAACGUUGUGCAGAGCUAGAAUUGCCUCCCCUCCCACAGAUGAGCCUUGAAGAAGAGGAUGACGAGGAGUUGAACAAACGCAAGAACCAAGACGGAGAUGACUUUGAGCCCAAGGCCAAAAGGUCCAAACUUAAG